CUUCAUAGUUUCCAAUGUGGCAAGAGAGGGAGAUCAACAAUCCUUUUCUUGGCAUGGUUGCAGAAGCGGGGUCUAGGGCUUAUGCUUGGCAGCUAUCCAUAGGAGUCACAUUCAGAGGGCUACAGUGGCAAGGUGUCCUCAUGAGCAAAAGGUGGGCUACCUACAGUCAAGGAGACUGGAAGAGGAGUCUGAUAUAGGCUGGUCAGUGGUCAGCAACUCUGGCAAGACUGGCGCACGAAGGCUUGGUAGCUAUCCAUUUUAGCUUUUCUAAGAGGGAGACCUAGGAUGUGGUCGCAACAAGGUGGGACUUGUAGUGUCUUUCGGGAGGGCACUUCCUUCUGGGAUGGAGGUUGCAUCGUGUAUGAUCACGGAGGAACUAGUUGGGGCAUGUGGUCCUGCCUUGGUGCCAAUAGCAGAAGCCUCUCGCUUCUUCCUCUUGGGCUCCCUCCUCUACAACCAAUUGCUUCUAAGAAGGGCAAACAUAUCCCUACCAACCAACUGCCAUGGAAGGAUCUACCAUACUAUGUGGCUGAGGAAACAACAAAGAUAAAGGUAAAGGGAAGAUGGACUAGCGGAGGCUGGAGGACAAUGCUGCAAAGACGUGUGUGGAUGGAACUUGGAAUAAAGAUCUUAGGGAUCUAGCAAGUUUUGUUAAAUCAUUGGAACUUUUUAGUAUUUUACCAUGUUUCGCACUUUAGUAUGUUUAAAUGACAUGAACUAGUAAAUUAUGCACUCUA
Messenger RNA from Zingiber officinale, 737 nucleotides. RefSeq lists its product as uncharacterized. The coding region runs from base 286 to 642 and encodes 118 amino acids. The transcript is spliced from 2 exons. The record is from RefSeq and is a predicted model, not a curated record. Lineage: Eukaryota; Viridiplantae; Streptophyta; Magnoliopsida; Zingiberales; Zingiberaceae.